AUGGCGUACAGCACGCGCGUCGUGCGCACCAAGUACGGGCCGGUGCGCGGCCUGGUGCUGCAGCAGACGGUGGAGGCCUUCCUGGGCGUGCCGUACGCGUCGCCGCCCGUGGGCGCGCUGCGCUACAUGCCGCCGCUGACGCCGUCGCCGUGGAGACACACGCGCCUCGCCGACGCGCUGUCGCCCGUCUGCCCGCAGCGCACGCCCGACAUCUCCAACCGCAGCGACGCGCUGCUGCGCUUCCCGCGCGGCCGCCUGCGCCAGCUCGAGCUGCUGCUGCCGCUGCUCGCCAACCAGAGCGAGGACUGCCUCUACCUCAACCUCUACGUGCCGCGAGCCGAUUUUGGUUGGACCUUAACAUCUCCGCCAACACCCGGUAUCGCUAGUGGCACCGAGGUGCUGCACAUAGCAGUUGACAAUUGCCACCUGAUGAGUACGUGGCGUAUCACGUGGUCCGAGCCGCUCACAGCGACAGGGCCACACAACCAGCCGUGA
Schistocerca nitens (vagrant locust) is the source of this 495-nucleotide messenger RNA. Its product is annotated as neuroligin-4, X-linked-like. The coding region runs from base 1 to 495 and encodes 164 amino acids. Gene Ontology annotation, biological process: synaptic vesicle endocytosis; modulation of chemical synaptic transmission; postsynaptic membrane assembly. Gene Ontology annotation, cellular component: postsynaptic membrane; cell surface; synapse. Lineage: Eukaryota; Metazoa; Arthropoda; Insecta; Orthoptera; Acrididae. Gene Ontology annotation, molecular function: signaling receptor activity; neurexin family protein binding. The record is from RefSeq and is a predicted model, not a curated record. The transcript is spliced from 3 exons.